Dissoconium aciculare CBS 342.82 is the source of this 718-nucleotide messenger RNA. RefSeq lists its product as uncharacterized. NCBI's taxonomy places the organism in Eukaryota, Fungi, Ascomycota, Dothideomycetes, Mycosphaerellales, Dissoconiaceae. The record is from RefSeq and is a predicted model, not a curated record. The transcript has 2 exons. The coding region runs from base 482 to 718 and encodes 78 amino acids.
GCACCCUCCUUCCUACCUCUACACCCUAGGCAGGGCUUCCUCAGGUGUGCUUGUCGCUCGUCGAUGAUGUUACGGGACCCACCACCACCACCACCCACCUGGGCAGGGAGAAACUCUACGAUCAUGGUGGUACCUAGGUAUGUAUUAAUAGUCUUCGCUCAGUAAAAUCUUUUCUCCCUCGUGUUAUUCCUGUACAACAAAUACAUCGCACUUUCGCUAUCAUCGACAUACAACCAUUCCAUUCUCUCUCACGGCCCAAUUCUCACGGUCGGAAACCAUCGCAUCCGCUCUCACUUUUCGCAACUUUCGUCAACGGCCUCAGGACGUCCGGGCGCAUUCUCAACGGUCAGCGUCAUCGACCCUAGCUGCCAAGUUCUGGAACAAAUACAACAAUCGUUGUCCCACUCUUCUCGUGUUGCGCUCACGACAGCUCAUACUCAAAUCAACACCUCUUUCAACAUCCGAUUAAUCGAACAACAACAUGUCGGAUUCCGGUGCGACAACCAUCCCUCCUUCGGCCAUUAUUGUGCUUUGUCUGGUCGGAGCUGGAGCUUUGGUGCUCAUCUGUUACGCUGCUGGCCGCCACUAUUACGGCCAGCACGAGCCCCAAGCCAACCUCGAGGCUGCAACGGCCCAUGACGGCAUGUCGCAAUUACAGUACAUGCGCGUGGCCUACACGCAGAAGUAUCCCAUGUCUUCAAUCACUUCCGAAGCGUGA